This is a messenger RNA of Lodderomyces orthopsilosis Co 90-125, 993 nucleotides long. Its product is annotated as tRNA 1-methyladenosine methyltransferase subunit. The transcript has a single exon. The record is from RefSeq and is a predicted model, not a curated record. NCBI's taxonomy places the organism in Eukaryota, Fungi, Ascomycota, Pichiomycetes, Serinales, Debaryomycetaceae. Gene Ontology annotation, cellular component: tRNA (m1A) methyltransferase complex; nucleus. Gene Ontology annotation, biological process: tRNA methylation. Bases 1 to 993 code for a protein of 330 amino acids.
AUGACCUUUUUCAACUACAAAGACCACAUCGAGGAGGGCGAUUUGGUGCUAGCCUUUAUCAAUAGAUCUACAAUAAAGCCUAUAUAUGUCAAGAGUGGCGAAAUUCUCAACACACGUUAUGGUCAUUUCCUUCAUUCUUCGAUGAUUGGUAUGAAGUAUGGUGCACAGAUGCGUGGGGCUAAAGGGUAUGGGUUUAUUCACUUAUUGUAUCCUAGUCCCGAAAUGUGGACCUUGUCAUUACCUCAUAGAACUCAGAUUGUAUACACACCAGAUUCGUCAUAUAUUAUACAGAGGUUGAAUGUUCGACCCGGAUCAAGAGUUAUUGAGGCUGGGACAGGGUCAGCUUCAUUUACACAUUCAUUUGCAAGAACCGUGGGAGAAAGUGGUAAGGUGUUUACAUUUGAGUUCCACGAGCCGAGAUACUUGGAGGCAAAGACCGAAUUGCAAAGCCAUGGGUUGACAAACACCGUCAUUACUCAUCGCGAUGUUUGCAAUGGAGGAUUUAACGUCGAUGGCACAAUUGACGGUGAUGUGGUGUUUUUAGAUUUACCGUCUCCUUGGGAUGCUAUACCGCAUUUGGAUACAGUCGUUGCAAAGCAGAAGCGAGUGGGGAUAUGUUGCUUUUCUCCAUGUAUUGAACAAGUGGCUAAAACAGUAACUGCGUUGGAAGAAAAUGGUUGGACAAAUGUGGAAAUGGUUGAAAUUGCUGCAAAGAGAUGGGAAGCACGAAAAGAAAUGAAGAGAGAUGUGAGCAAUGCUAUCAAAAGGAUAAAAGAUAUACAGGGGAGGAAACAGUAUGGCAUUGAAAGUAGGAGAGCUGGGCACCCACCUCAAAAAUUGGCCAAAUCUGACGACUCGUUCAAAUCGGCCAGAAAAAGUGCUAAAGUAAAGGAAGGUGAAUAUGGGUAUGAAUGGCUUGAAGUGACAAAGACUGAAUCGGAGAUUAAAAGUCACACUUCGUAUUUAACGUUUGCAUAUAGGAUAUUGCUAUAG